Molecule: messenger RNA, 2935 nt
Organism: Nicotiana attenuata
Lineage: Eukaryota; Viridiplantae; Streptophyta; Magnoliopsida; Solanales; Solanaceae
Product: putative E3 ubiquitin-protein ligase RF298
Exons: 4
Coding region: 228-2672 (814 amino acids)
Source: RefSeq, a predicted model, not a curated record
AGAAGCAAAAAGAGUAUUCAGAGCUCGUGCCAAAUGUUGUGGCCAUAGCUUGCAAAAUGCAAGAAAUGAAGUUCACGCCUUUGCAAAUUUUGGCCUUUUAUAACCUUUGAAGAUCAAUUUGUUUGGCAGCUCAUUUACUGUGACUCAGAGGAUUGGGAACCGCAGAUAGACACUUGAAUGAUCAAAUUGCAGUAGUAUUUGUAAAUCUCAUAGACAACAUAAUCAAAAUGGUUGAUGAUAACAGCACUGAUGAUGCCAAUGAAAAGUCAUUGGUGCUUUCGGACCAGGAAAAAGGAAGUAGGAACAAGAGGAAGUUCUUAUCUGAGUUUCCUCCUAGUGAUUCACCUGUCCUGUCUCUUACUGAGUUUCCAAGAUAUGAAUUAUUAGAGAAAAAACUGCAAAGCACUCUUAAUCAGCUCAAGUCAUUGGAUGGUGGGUGUCAACAAGGAGUGGAAAGGUCUGCAGAUGCAGAUUGGGAAGAACCAAUAACAUGUCAACUCGAGGAACUUUUAUCACAAAACUUGUCUGCUACUUUCCGGAGUGCAGUCAAGAGGAUUGUUGAGUGUGGAUACAGUGAGGAAAUUGCUGAACGGGUUAUAUUGAGGAGUGGCCUCUAUCAUGGUACCAAAGAUACCGUCUCAAAUAUUGUUGAUGGUGCUUUGGCUUUACUGAGUAGGGAAAAGGAUUUUGAUACCUCUAGACAUCUUGCAUUUUCUGAUUUACAUGGGCUGGUAGAGUACACCAUGCUGGAGAUGAUAUGUGUGCUGAGGGAGGUUAAACCAGCUUUCACAGUUGCUGAAGCAAUGUGGUGCCUCUUAAUAUGGGACUUGAACCUGGUACAUGCAUGUACAGUGGAAGGUGAUAUUCUUGAUGCGUUAUGCAGGCAAGAAAGUCCAGGCAACAGCUCGAAGACUGAGGCUUCUGAGACUACUCUGUCAAACCCGGAUAAACUACAGUUGUCAAAACCUUCCAUCCCCAUUGCUCAAUCCAAAGUUGCUGUUGCUAGUGCAGCCCCUCAAGAACCGACUUCUAAAAAUUCACAUGUUCGUCAAGCGGCAAUAGGGAAAGGAAGUUCAGUAGCUCUUCCAGAAGCAGAGGCUAAAUCCUUACCCACCAGCAGCAGGGGGCAUAAGCAGAAUCCCUCGAAAGCAGCAGUGUUAGAAGAUAAGUCGGGAGCUGGUAGAAAGGGGUCAUCCCUAAACUCCAAGAAGGAUCUUCUUCGGCAAAAGACAUUUCAGUUUGAGAAGAAUUACAAAGGCCGUAUGGGUAAGGGUUCCAUUAAGGCAAAACUCUCUGCCUGGGGCAAUAUGGUUUUGGACAAGACACUCAACCCUCCGUCAGGUUCUUCUGGUGCAGCGACGAAGAGUUCUUCCUCUAAAGUAAAUACUUCAGUUAAAAACAAUAGUCCUAUAGCAGAAGGAAGUUCUGAUAGUCUAUGCCCUUGUUCAUCCACUGCACCUGCAACUGACGACUCUGGCGUGCAAGAUACUAUUAUUCCAUCGCCCGCUGUAAACAAAAAGGAUCCUUCAUCAUUAGCUUUGGAUCCUAAGUCUAGUGUAAAGGCCCCAGGCGGCAGCACAACUAGCUCUUCUGAGGUUCCAGAUUAUUAUGCUGGUAUCCCGUAUGAUGAGUCUCUGGGGAAAUAUGUCCCUCGAAAUGAAAGAGAUGCUACUAUUUUGUUGCUAACUCCCCAUAUGAAAACACUGCAGAAAGAGCUCCAACGGUGGACUGAUUGGGCAAAUGAGAAGGUAAUGCAGGCUGCUCGGAGGCUUGGCAAGGACCAGGCGGAGCUUAAAAUGUUGAGGCAAGAGAAAGAAGAUGCUGAAAGAUCUCAAAAGGAAACACAAAUGCUGGAGGAAACCACCACGAAGAGGCUUUCGGAGAUGGAGCAUGCAUUGUCAAAUGCUAGUGGCCAGAUUGAGUUGGCUGGUUCUACUCUUCACAGGCUGGAGGGGGAGAAUGCUGUGCUAAAGAAGGAGAUGAACGCCGCCAAGCUCUUUUCCGCAGUGUCUGCUAUAAACAUGCAUAAAGCUUUAGCAACAGAGCAGGAGACAGUGAAGAAGUAUCAAGCAGGAGAGGUGGAGAAGCGCUCAUUGCAGGAGGAACUCUCUAUGCUCAAGCAUGAAACAUCUGAUUUACAGCAGCGACAAGAGAAAGUCAACAAGCGCCUGGACCAGUUUGAGGUUCUAUGGAAGCAGGAGGAAAGGCAGAAACAAAGGUUUGUACAGCAAGCUGAUUCCUUGAAAGCUGAAAGAGAGCAACUCGGUGUUCAGGGAAAAGCAGCGGAGGAUAAUUUGAGAGAAAAGGCAGAGAGCAGCAUGCAAAAGCUUAAAGAAAAUAUCCAAAAGCUUGAGAGUGAAAUCUCUCAGUUGAAAUUGCAGUCUGAAAGUUCAAAAAUAGAGGCACUUAAAAGAGGCAUUAAUGUGGGGCUACCUCCUAAUAUCAGAAAGAGUUUAGCAGGCUAUGAGGAUAAUUUUGGCUCUACAGUAAAGAUGGAGAGGGAGUGUGUUAUGUGUAUGACUGAGGAGAUGUCGGUGGUUUUUCUCCCUUGUGCACAUCAAGUCCUUUGUGCAAAAUGCAACAUGCUUCAUGAAAAGCAAGGAAUGAAUGACUGCCCUUCUUGUAGGACCCCAAUUAAGAUGCGGAUUAAUGCCCGCUUUGCUCAUUCUUAACAGUUAGCAACGCGAAAACAGUGACAGGAAAAAGGAGCUGGUCGUUGGAGGAAUGAUGUUUCAGAGCCAAGACAUUUUUCGUUUUUUAGUAUGUCCUUUUUUGAGGCCUUUCUUUCAUACCUUAACUGUAAUAUCAAUAGGAAAAUGCAAAAAAAGUAUAGAUAUGUAGAAAGUAAUGUGAAAAAGAGUUAGAAAGAGGGACUGGUUAAUGAGCCUUGUAAAUGCUUACUUUGAAGGUUUUAUACAAAAUGUUGUUCUCUCUG